This is a messenger RNA of Rhizopus microsporus ATCC 52813, 1398 nucleotides long. Its product is annotated as DNA helicase. Gene Ontology annotation, cellular component: Ino80 complex; R2TP complex; NuA4 histone acetyltransferase complex. Gene Ontology annotation, biological process: chromatin remodeling; regulation of transcription by RNA polymerase II; box C/D snoRNP assembly. NCBI's taxonomy places the organism in Eukaryota, Fungi, Mucoromycota, Mucoromycetes, Mucorales, Rhizopodaceae. Bases 1 to 1398 code for a protein of 465 amino acids. The record is from RefSeq and is a predicted model, not a curated record. Gene Ontology annotation, molecular function: ATP binding; ATP hydrolysis activity; DNA helicase activity. The transcript is spliced from 5 exons.
AUGUCGUUACCCAUUAGCGUAUCUUCUACUGAAACUAGAGAAUUAACAAGAAUGGAGCGUGUGGGCGCUCAUUCUCACAUUCGAGGUUUAGGUCUCAAUGACGCUCUCGAACCCCGUGCUUCUUCUCAAGGCAUGGUUGGACAGGUGAAGGCACGUAGAGCUGCAGGUGUCAUUUUAAAAAUGAUUCAGGCUGGUAAAAUCGCAGGUCGUGCUGUCUUGAUUGCUGGUCCACCAUCCACUGGUAAAACGGCCAUUGCUAUGGCUAUGGCUCAAGCUCUUGGCACCGAUGUACCCUUUACCAUGCUUGCUGCUUCCGAAAUAUUCUCUCUGGAAAUGUCAAAGACGGAAGCACUUACACAAGCAUUCCGUCGUUCGAUCGGUGUACGCAUCAAAGAAGAGUCUGAAUUGAUCGAAGGUGAAGUGGUAGAAAUUCAGAUCGAUAGAUCCAUCACAGGCGGUUCCAAAACUGGUAAGCUGACUCUCAAGACCACAGAUAUGGAAACUAUUUACGACCUUGGUAAUAAAAUGAUCGAAUCAUUAAAUAAGGAAAAGGUGAUGGCAGGCGAUGUUAUUGCUAUCGAUAAAGCAUCUGGAAGAAUUACAAAAUUGGGACGUUCCUAUGCCAGAGCAAGAGAUUAUGAUGCUAUGGGAUCUGAUACAAAAUUCGUUCAAUGCCCCGAAGGAGAAUUACAAAAGAGAAAGGAAGUCGUUCAUACCGUUUCACUUCAUGAAAUCGAUGUGAUCAACAGUCGAACACAAGGCUUUUUGGCCUUGUUCUCUGGAGAUACAGGUGAAAUCAAGCAAGAGGUCAGAGAUCAGAUCAAUGCCAAAGUUGCAGAAUGGAGAGAGGAAGGCAAAGCAGAGAUUAUACCUGGUGUGCUCUUUAUUGACGAAGUACACAUGCUCGACAUUGAAUGCUUUUCAUUCUUGAACCGUGCUCUGGAAGAUGAUAUGGCACCUGUGGUCAUCAUGGCAUCCAACCGAGGCAUCACAAAUAUUCGUGGCACAAAGUACAAGUCUCCUCACGGUAUUCCUGUUGAUUUAUUGGAUCGUAUGCUCAUCAUUUCAACCAGUCCUUAUGAAGAAAAAGAAGUUCGAGAGAUUUUAAAUAUUCGAUGUCAAGAAGAGAAUGUGGAAAUGACAGAUGACGCCAAGGAUGUCCUGACGCGUAUUGGACAAGAGACUUCACUUCGUUAUGCUAUUCACUUGAUCACCGCUGCCAAUUUGGUCGCAAAAAAGAGAAAGGCGCCCGCUGUCGAUAUUCAGGAUAUUAAGAGAGUCUAUGCUCUCUUCUUGGAUGAAAAGCGAUCAGUCCAAUACUUGAAAGAGUACCAGGAUCAGUACAUGUUUAAUGAAUUCAAAGACGCCAUGGUGGUAGACAAUGCCAUGGAAAUGUAA